Molecule: messenger RNA, 3013 nt
Organism: Aphanomyces astaci
Lineage: Eukaryota; Oomycota; Saprolegniomycetes; Saprolegniales; Verrucalvaceae
Exons: 10
Coding region: 104-2920 (938 amino acids)
Biological process (GO): anterior/posterior axis specification; cell differentiation; animal organ morphogenesis
Cellular component (GO): nucleus
Molecular function (GO): RNA polymerase II transcription regulatory region sequence-specific DNA binding; DNA-binding transcription factor activity
Source: RefSeq, a predicted model, not a curated record
GUUCGACUUCAUUUGGUUUCAGUAUACCGUCCAUGUUCCACCGCCGCAUUAUAAAUAAACCCCAACGGGCAAUGGAAAACUACCACGGCCCCUCAUUUUCAAGAUGAGUUCCGAGUACUCGACCGACGACGACGCGCCGCCGCCGCCGCUGCCCACACAGCCUUCCGCCACAGACCUGCCGCCAUCCAUCAGCACCGGCUCGUCGCUCUUGGCAUCGUUGGUCAAGGCCAAGCCGGCGCCGCUGAGUGAUGCAAGUGAAUCGUCCGACGACGACGACGACGACGACCCGCGGUCCCAUGCCCCUUCCGAAGACGAUGACGACAUGGACGAAGACGAGCUCGAGCAACUGCUCGUCAAGCAGGAACAGCAGGCGUCGCUUCGCAAUGCUGCCGCGGCCGACACCCACGCUGCCGACGACGACGACGACAACCUCCGCAAGGAACCCAAGGCAACGCUGUCGUCCACGGUGUGCGAGGUGUGCCAGGAAGACACGUCCAACGCCAAGCGCGCGCUCGUGUGCGCGCAAUGCGGCGUGCGGUUCCACCCGACGUGCUUUCGUCAAAAGUACGCCAAGUUGAUCCAAACGAAUCACUUGAAGAAAUGGUUUUGUCCCGACUGCGAGCCCAUCAAGAAGAUCGUGGUCACGCCCAAGGGCAAGGGAAAGGCCGCGGGGCGGCGUCCGCCGUCGUCCGACCCUCGAGCGACCCCUCCGUCCCGCAGCAAACCAUCCGGCAGUGCCGCUGCCGCCGCUUCGUCCUCGACGCCGAAAGCCACCGACGAGUCGUACGCCAGGUUGGUCGAAGUCGCGUUAAAAGCUGGGCGCAAGUUCAACGGCCUCGUGUUGGAAAAGGGCGAGGAACUGCUCACGUUAGCUCAAUCCCUCAAGCACGACGUGGAGCAGCACUUGGGUCCAUCAUGUACUUCGUUAAAAGCCCAUCACUCUCAGCACCAUCACUCUCGAAACGACGCCACGAAUGACACGAAUCCCGACCACAUAUCGAUCUCGGAGGAAGCUUCAUCGGACCAUCUCGUGCUCUUGCGCAAGUUGGCGGCAGGGCUGAGUCAAGUAGAAAGCCUCGUGUACACACUGCAGUACCACGCCGUGCAGACCGAAGUAGACCUGAUAAAAGACGUCAAGUACCCGCCCAACCUGGAGCAACGGACCCUCGAACGAGAAGCGAAGGAGAUGCAUAAAGCCAAACUAAAAGUUAAAACGGGAGGCGGCGCGUCGCGGCUGUACUCGUCGGCCCAAAUCGCCAAGCUAGAGGACUGGUACGCCAAGAGCAGCCGCCCCGAAAGCUCCGAGAUCCACGCCAUGUACCGAAUCAUCAACUCCCCCGCGUACGCCGACGCCGACCUCCAGCCCGAAGGGAUUGCCGUCAAGCAGAUCCGCAUCUGGUUUGACAACCGACGCGCCAAGGAACGACUUGAUUACAUGCGAAUCAAAAUGAAGGACGUGGACACGUCUGGCCUGGAUUCGGAAAGCGUCAAGAAGAUGAAGGCGGGGUACAUUGACGAAGCCAAGGAAGUGCUCGAGGGGCGCGUGGCCAAAAUGCGCGAAACGAGUUCCGGCGCCAUGGACAUCAUGGAGGAGGCCGAGCAGCUCAUUGGCGACACGCCCGCGUCGGAGGACCUCGCACCUCCGCCCCCUCUUCCAUCCCAUCAUCAUCCGUACUCUAUCGCAGCUAUCACGACCAGCACCAGUCUAUCGUCCCCAGAGAAGAAACCUGUCAAAGCCAAGCAGCGUCUGCGGAUGGACCAUGUGGCGUCCGUGCGCAAAGCAGUCAAGAUGGCGCGGGAGGCUGGGCUCAGUGAGGACGAAAUCAAAGACGAACGCAGUCGUGCUAUUCAAUUGGCGCGGGAUCGCCUGUACAUGAACGGCAAGCCGUUGGGGCCGCACCCUCUCAAUAAGGACCAAGUGACUCAUUUGAAGCUGACGCUGCUCAAGCUAGUUGAAGACGACGCUGCCCCCGAGUGUGUGAUGGAUAUAUUGGAGCUGCUGCUGUCGGUGGAGCUGCCGGUGCCCGUGCUACUCGACACCCGACUGGACCGACAGCUGCGACUCGUAGCCAAGGCUCACCAGCACAACAAGGAUGUGGUGCGCCUUGCCUCGAAACUGAGCGAGGUUAUCCAGGCUACUACAGACGCCUACUAUCAAGCUAGUAGUUGCCACCACGUCGAGUUCUCACUCGACCAGGUCGAAACACUCGAGCGCGCGUUCCACGAGAACGACUCGCCAGACCAAGAUACGUUGGUGCAGCUGGCGUCGACGCUGAACGAAGGCGAUCCACUCGACUACAAGCACGUGCGAAGCUGGUUUUACAAGCGCAAGGCGGCCGGCCAUCCGCUCCCAGAUGGACAUGUUAGCGAUCAUGGAGACAUGGGGGAGCACGACGACAUGGACGACGACGACAUGGGUGACGACGACCUGGACGACGACGACAAGGGGCAUGCGACUAGUACUAGUAGUAUUACUAGCGCGGCGAAACCGGGCAAGUCGAAUGGACGCAUCUUCAAUGACAAGCAGGUGGAGCGGAUGAGCGCGCUGUUCGAAUCCACGGCGCGGCCGCCCAACCCCGUGAUGGACCAGCUGCAGGACCAGCUUAAUGCGGAAGGCGACGGCGGCAUCACCAAGAGACAGCUCAAGACAUGGUUCUCAAACAAGAGAGCCAAGGAUCGCCUUGAGUUUGUCAAAGCCCGCGUGAAGGAAGCGCAGGCGGCCGGCGCGGAUGAUCUGGACGCGGUCAAGGAAGCGGCCGACUUGGAGUACCGUCAAAUGCACAAGGAAGGCAAGGACGAAGCUGGCUCGGAGGAUAAUGAUGACUCUGACGGCGAUGACGUGGCAGCAGGAUUGAAGCGCAAGAAGGGCGGCGCAAAGACCCACCCGCCCGCCAAGAAGCGCGCCAAGCGUUCAACAUGAAGAUGGAACCAUGCUUGAAUUAGUAGUUAUUGCUCUAUAAAUAGGCGCGUUCGUACUGUAGUACUGGUAAUAUCCAACUAUACUAGUACAAUU